Molecule: messenger RNA, 2187 nt
Organism: Homo sapiens (human)
Lineage: Eukaryota; Metazoa; Chordata; Mammalia; Primates; Hominidae
Gene: PUM3
Product: pumilio RNA binding family member 3
Exons: 18
Coding region: 62-2008 (648 amino acids)
Cellular component (GO): nucleoplasm; chromosome; nucleolus
Molecular function (GO): RNA binding
Source: RefSeq, marked validated
GGAGAGGCGGUCGGGAUCCGCUGCGCGAGCUGUCUCGGUCCCACGUGUGCGAGUUGCUACGAUGGAAGUUAAAGGGAAAAAGCAAUUCACAGGAAAGAGUACAAAGACAGCACAAGAAAAAAACAGAUUUCAUAAAAAUAGUGAUUCUGGUUCUUCAAAGACAUUUCCAACAAGGAAAGUUGCUAAAGAAGGUGGACCUAAAGUCACAUCUAGGAACUUUGAGAAAAGUAUCACAAAACUUGGGAAAAAGGGUGUAAAGCAGUUCAAGAAUAAGCAGCAAGGGGACAAAUCACCAAAGAACAAAUUCCAGCCGGCAAAUAAAUUCAACAAGAAGAGAAAAUUCCAGCCAGAUGGUAGAAGCGAUGAAUCAGCAGCCAAGAAGCCCAAAUGGGAUGACUUCAAAAAGAAGAAGAAAGAACUGAAGCAAAGCAGACAACUCAGUGAUAAAACCAACUAUGACAUUGUUGUUCGGGCAAAGCAGAUGUGGGAGAUUUUAAGAAGAAAAGACUGUGACAAAGAAAAAAGAGUAAAGUUAAUGAGUGAUUUGCAGAAGUUGAUUCAAGGGAAAAUUAAAACUAUUGCAUUUGCACACGAUUCAACUCGUGUGAUCCAGUGUUACAUUCAGUAUGGUAAUGAAGAACAGAGAAAACAGGCUUUUGAAGAAUUGCGAGAUGAUUUGGUUGAGUUAAGUAAAGCCAAAUAUUCGAGAAAUAUUGUUAAGAAAUUUCUCAUGUAUGGAAGUAAACCACAGAUUGCAGAGAUAAUCAGAAGUUUUAAAGGCCACGUGAGGAAGAUGCUGCGGCAUGCGGAAGCAUCAGCCAUCGUGGAGUACGCAUACAAUGACAAAGCCAUUUUGGAGCAGAGGAACAUGCUGACGGAAGAGCUCUAUGGGAACACAUUUCAGCUUUACAAGUCAGCAGAUCACCGAACUCUGGACAAAGUGUUAGAGGUACAGCCAGAAAAAUUAGAACUUAUUAUGGAUGAAAUGAAACAGAUUCUAACUCCAAUGGCCCAAAAGGAAGCUGUGAUUAAGCACUCAUUGGUGCAUAAAGUAUUCUUGGACUUUUUUACCUAUGCACCCCCCAAACUCAGAUCAGAAAUGAUUGAAGCCAUCCGCGAAGCGGUGGUCUACCUGGCACACACACACGAUGGCGCCAGAGUGGCCAUGCACUGCCUGUGGCAUGGCACGCCCAAGGACAGGAAAGUGAUUGUGAAAACAAUGAAGACUUAUGUUGAAAAGGUGGCUAAUGGCCAAUACUCCCAUUUGGUUUUACUGGCGGCAUUUGAUUGUAUUGAUGAUACUAAGCUUGUGAAGCAGAUAAUCAUAUCAGAAAUUAUCAGUUCAUUGCCUAGCAUAGUAAAUGACAAAUAUGGAAGGAAGGUCCUAUUGUACUUACUAAGCCCCAGAGAUCCUGCACAUACAGUACGAGAAAUCAUUGAAGUUCUGCAAAAAGGAGAUGGAAAUGCACACAGUAAGAAAGAUACAGAGGUCCGCAGACGGGAGCUCCUAGAAUCCAUUUCUCCAGCUUUGUUAAGCUACCUGCAAGAACACGCCCAAGAAGUGGUGCUAGAUAAGUCUGCGUGUGUGUUGGUGUCUGACAUUCUGGGAUCUGCCACUGGAGACGUUCAGCCUACCAUGAAUGCCAUCGCCAGCUUGGCAGCAACAGGACUGCAUCCUGGUGGCAAGGACGGAGAGCUUCACAUUGCAGAACAUCCUGCAGGACAUCUAGUUCUGAAGUGGUUAAUAGAGCAAGAUAAAAAGAUGAAAGAAAAUGGGAGAGAAGGUUGUUUUGCAAAAACACUUGUAGAGCAUGUUGGUAUGAAGAACCUGAAGUCCUGGGCUAGUGUAAAUCGAGGUGCCAUUAUUCUUUCUAGCCUCCUCCAGAGUUGUGACCUGGAAGUUGCAAACAAAGUCAAAGCUGCACUGAAAAGCUUGAUUCCUACAUUGGAAAAAACCAAAAGCACCAGCAAAGGAAUAGAAAUUCUACUUGAAAAACUGAGCACAUAGGUGGAAAGAGUUAAGAGCAAGAUGGAAUGAUUUUUUCUGUUCUCUGUUCUGUUUCCCAAUGCAGAAAAGAAGGGGUAGGGUCCACCAUACUGGUAAUUGGGGUACUCUGUAUAUGUGUUUCUUCUUUGUAUACGAAUCUAUUUAUAUAAAUUGUUUUUUUAAAUGGUCUUUUUUAAAAA